CUCGCCAUGAUCCCCGACACCCCCGCCGUGCGCCAAUGGUGGCAUGAUGCCAACCGCCACGACCUGCUGCACAAGCCCUCGGCGUACUACUGGAAGGUCGUCGAUCCCGCCAAUAACAACCACCUGGUUGCGUACGCGAAAUGGGAUCUGUCGCCGGCGCAUGAACGGGGCCCUCGUUUCCCACCUUGGCAUGGGGAGAUGGACAAGGCCAAGUGUGAUGCCUAUUUUAUUGAGGGGCUGGAGAAGGAACGCAAGAGGUUGUUUGGGGAGAAGAAGAAUUACUAUCUGGACAUGUUGGCUACGGAUCCUGCGUAUCGUCGUCGAGGCGCGGGUGGGAUGCUGGUGCAAUGGGGAUGCGAAGUGGCCGAUCGCGAUGGGAUGCCCGUCUACAUCGACGCCACGCAGGAGGGGAAGCUGCUGUACAGCCGGUUCGGCUUUGAGGAUCGCAGCGGCCCUGGCUGUGCGGAGCGAGGGACCUUUCCGGUGGUGAGAGAGCCAGAAAGAAACUGAACAUGCAUGGACAUCCCGUGUAGAUAUAAAAUGCCUGAAUGAGAGGAAGAAAAGACUCCUGGGAGCACUCCGUAUUGCCCGUAGACUGAAGAUUGAGACAGCCAACCACAGCGCGAGAAUAUGUCAACGCCAAGGGCGAAUCUCCGAGGUUUGGCCAGGGGCAUUUGCUGCACUGAAACAGGUCACCCAGCA
This is a messenger RNA of Aspergillus wentii DTO 134E9, 702 nucleotides long. Its product is annotated as GNAT family N-acetyltransferase. The record is from RefSeq and is a predicted model, not a curated record. Lineage: Eukaryota; Fungi; Ascomycota; Eurotiomycetes; Eurotiales; Aspergillaceae. Bases 7 to 510 code for a protein of 167 amino acids. The transcript is spliced from 2 exons. Gene Ontology annotation, molecular function: acyltransferase activity, transferring groups other than amino-acyl groups.